Spizellomyces punctatus DAOM BR117 is the source of this 1851-nucleotide messenger RNA. RefSeq lists its product as uncharacterized. Gene Ontology annotation, biological process: proteolysis. The transcript is spliced from 4 exons. The record is from RefSeq and is a predicted model, not a curated record. Gene Ontology annotation, molecular function: serine-type endopeptidase activity. NCBI's taxonomy places the organism in Eukaryota, Fungi, Chytridiomycota, Chytridiomycetes, Spizellomycetales, Spizellomycetaceae. The coding region runs from base 150 to 1733 and encodes 527 amino acids.
GAACUUUUCUACGGCGGGGCUUUGAGAUUGGCGAGAACCGAGGGCAUUUUGUUCCAAGACGGAGGGCAGCAGGGUUUCUGCUGUGCAAGCCAUUUCCAUUGCUUGUAUAUAGUCGAUCGUUUUGUUCUUUGCAGAUUUGAUUCACGCGCAUGGGCACCAUGACACUCAAUACACGAACAUGGGUGGGGGCCGCCCUCGCGCUAUAUGUAGCUAUCUUUUCUGUUACUGCAUUCUGUCAACCGCUCGCCUUGUUACCGCUGCGUCCAGUCAUGCAACCGGCCGCAUUUGCGCCUCACAACAUGGAAAUCGCCGAACAACCAGCACAGCGAGUUCAAGGAGCUGUGACUCUCCCAGAUCUCUCCAAAAUCACCAUUCCAGACAAUUUCAACUUGUCCCAAGCUGUCAAGGACAUUUUGGAUAAGCUGCCCCCCGACUUGCGCGCUCCAGGCUCUGUAUCAAGAGAUCGCUACAUUGUUGCCUUGCAUCCAAAUGCAACAUCCGACGACCUUAACAGCCAUCUUCAGUGGAUCAUCAACAUGCUCAGUGACACGCAACUUUUCGACAAGGAUACCAUCAACAAAUUUGCUGGCAUCCUCCAAAAGUUUGAUUCAGAGUUCCUGAGAGGUUAUCAGGGCCACUUCCCAGAAUGGCUUGUGGCCCUCAUUCAAAGGAGUCCCCUGGUGAGACUGGUAGAAAGAGAUCAGUAUGUCGGCGGGACACAAUCACCUGUAUCCAACAACCCAUAUGUGACCAUGACGGGAUUCUUGGCUGCUGCGAAUGAGAGUCAGACGGUUUUCCAGCGAGAUCCACCAUGGGGACUCGAUCGCAUCUCUCAUCGCGAGCCCGGUUUCCAGGGCCUCUAUGUGUAUCCACCUAAUGGAGGGGCGGGUGUGGACAUUUACAUUGUGGACACGGGAUGCAACGUGGCCCACGAUGAUUUCGGUGGACGUGCUCGCACUGGCGCCUCCUUUUCAGCGGACGGCGACAUUGACGGCAACGGACACGGCACACACGUUUCAGGUACUGCAGCCGGAGCAACCUAUGGCGUCGCAAAGGCUGCCAACAUUGUUGCCGUCAAAGUGUUGGACAAUGACGGGAACGGCCUUGUUAGCCAGGUCAUCAAGGGAUUGGAAUGGGUCUUGGGUCAAGUCCGCCAAAAUACAACGCGAAGAGCCGUAAUUAACAUGAGUUUGGGGGGAGGUGGCACAUCUGCAUUGAUGAAUGAGGUGAUUGGACGCGCGGUUGGAUUGGGUGUGCCUGUUGCCGUCGCAGCUGGUAACAACAAUACAAAUGCUUGCGAUUCAUCUCCAGCCGAUUCUGGCGUGGUCAUGACGGUUGGAGCCUCGACGGAAACCGAUCGACGAGCCUCGUUUUCCAAUUUUGGUUCCUGCGUCAAUAUUUUCGCACCGGGGACCAACAUUACAUCUGCUUGGUACACUUCAAAUACAGCGACUCGCGUAUCCUCUGGCACCUCCAUGGCCUCUCCCCAUGUUGCCGGUAUGAUGGCUGUCGUCUUGUCCCUGUAUCCGUCUGCAUCAGCUCGGGAUGUGUAUACCAUCAUACAAGACAUUAGCACCAAAGGCGCCAUCAACAAUGCGACAUUGAAUGCGAGUAUCAAUCAGCUCUUGUAUAAUGGGAUAAAUGGGACGAGGUUUGAUGGCCUAGGACGGUCCUUUGGGCUGACAGGCCAAUGGAAGUUGGUUUGGGAGACUGUACAAUCGGUUUGGAUGUAGUAUAGAGAGUUGAGGAUACGUUUUUUUUUUAUUUUGCAGGAUUCUUGUAGAUGGAUGUCUCUGACAGUUUUGUAAACAUGUAUUAUUGCAAAAGCCCGUUUUUUUAAAAAUGCCUCAG